UUAACUCUCUUUCAGAAUUCUCCACUCUACCAGUAUCUGCAGGAUUUGGGACACACAGAUUUUGAAGUAUGUUCAUCUGUGUCGCAGAAGGCAGAGCAAUGUGCAGCAGCGGAAAGCCAAAAAGAGCGGACUGUGCAUGCUGCCCAGAAACAAGGCAUCCUGUCAAAACUAGUUGAGUUCUUUAGAAGUUGGUUUCCUUUUCCACAGUAUAAGAAAAACGAUGACAUACUUCACCGACUGGAUGUUGGAUUUCGAUUUGACACGCUCCGUACCAUCCUGCAACAGGAAGUUCUGCUGCAGGAGGAUGUGGAACUGAUUGAGUUCCUUGACCCCAGUAUCCUGUCUGCAGGGCAGUGUAAGCAACAGGAAAACAGACAGCUUCCAACGCUACGCUCCCUAGCAACUCCUAAUAUUUGGGAUGUGUCGCUGUUCCUUGCCUUUGUAAGUGCACUGCUUAUGCUUCCUUCGUGGUGGAAGGAAUCAUCGUGGCUGCUGUGGGGACUGGUCCUGCUUGUCUAUGCAGUCUUUCGAGUGUGGGGCACAUGGAGGACAGCCAAGCUGCAAAUGUCCCUGCGAAAAUACUGUAUCCAGCUGGAAGAAACAGUGGCGAAUAGCCGAGCUUUUACUAAUCUUGUGAGGAAAGCUCUGCGACUUAUUCAAGAGACUGAAGUCAUUUCCAGAGGAUUUACCCUGGUCAGUGCCGCUUGCCCAUUUAAUAAAGCUGGACAGCAUCCUAGUCAGCAUCUUAUUGGUCUCCGGAAAGCCGUUUAUCGAUCUGUCAGAGCCAACUUUCGAGCUUCAAGACUGGCUACUCUAUACAUGCUGAAAAACUACCCUCUGAACUCGGAGAGCGACAACGUGACCAGCUACAUCUGCGUAGUCCCCUUUACGGAGCUGGGUCUGGGACUGAGCGAAGAGCAAGUCUCUGAAGAGGAGGCACACAAUCUAACCGAUGGCUUCAGCUUGCCUGCGCUCAAGGUCCUCUUCCAGCUCUGGGUAGGGCAGAGUUCGGAAUUCUUCAGGAGGCUGGUGCUGCUCCUCUCCCCGGCCAACGCGUCCCCCAAGCCCUUGGUCUCCCCUGAACAGCUGCCUCAUCAUAUCUUGUCUGAUGUGACUCAAGGCCUACCUCAUACACACGCUGCCUGCUUAGAGGAGCUUAAGCGAAGCUAUGAGUUUUAUCGGUACUUUGAAACUCAGCAUCAGUCGGGUUUUGAACGGUCAACCAGAACAAAGCAGAAGUCAAGAGAGCUGAACAGUCUUCAGACCGCAGUACGCAGCUUGCAGCUUCAUCUCAAGGCACUGCUCAAUGAGGUAAUAAUUCUUGAGGAUGAACUUGAAAAACUUGUUAGCACGAAGGAGACACCUGAGCUGACAACAGAAGCCCAUCAGGUUCUGGAACAAAAACUGAAGUUUAUUCAGCCUCAUAUCCAAGCAAGCAACAGCUGCUGGGAAGAAGCCAUUUCUCAGGUGGAAAAAAUGAGUGGAAAAAACCCAAAUAAAAAAGGAAAACUUGAAGUUUCCUGUGACAACAUACAGCGUACUACAGUACCUUUAACACAGCCUACCAUAUACAUAGAAAACAAAGAUCCAGUCCCUGAAGAGCAGGAAUUGGAAGCAUAUGUUGAUUAUUCAGAUAUGGAGAAUGAAUGCAAAAGGGAAGAUUUUUACUACUUUUCCCAGGAAGAAAGAGAGAGACAAGAACGAGAGAGAGAGGAAUCUAAGAGAGUGUUACAAGAAUUGAAGUCUGUACUGGGAUUUAAAGCUUCAGAAAUAGAAAGACAGAAAUGGAAACAGCUGCUGUUCAGUGACCAUGCUGCAGUGAAACCCUUGUCUCCUGUAGAACCACUGAAGCUACUAAAUAAUGUGGAAUCACAUGUGAAUUCAGAUACAGAAAAGCAGGACUGCAGCCAAAGUUGUGAUAAAUCUGAAGAAAAAGACUCUAAUCCAAAAGCGAAUGCUGCUGAUAAAAGCAGGACAGAAUAUUUGUAUGAAGAGGACGAGAUGGAGAAAAGCAAAGACGAUACUGCUGAUGAAGGUAUUUCUACAGGGGCUGAAGAAAGAAUGUGUUGUCAGCGUGAAGGGGAAGUUGAAGAACUCAAGCCGAGCCAUGCGGAUGGAGUAGAGGUUUCACAGUCUCCCUCUAAGGAUGCUUUAGAUUCAAAAAUCAAGCAUAGGCUGGCCCAGCUCCACAUAUCAACAGAUUUAAACUUCACAUCUGGUCUGGCUGCACAAGUUGCUGCCAGGUCUUUUGCUUUCACUACAAUGCAAGAAGAGACUUUUGGAGAUGAGGAGGAAGAGGAGGAGGGGGAAGAGAAGACACAGGAGCGUGAAGACCUUGUGGAGGACUGUGAGAAUGAAGAUAGAGGCUCUGAAAGUGAAGGAAAAGUAUAA
This is a messenger RNA of Cariama cristata (Red-legged seriema), 2391 nucleotides long. RefSeq names its product vezatin, adherens junctions transmembrane protein (gene VEZT). Gene Ontology annotation, molecular function: myosin binding. Gene Ontology annotation, biological process: cell-cell adhesion. The annotation marks the transcript as partial. Gene Ontology annotation, cellular component: plasma membrane. Lineage: Eukaryota; Metazoa; Chordata; Aves; Cariamiformes; Cariamidae. The transcript has 11 exons. The record is from RefSeq and is a predicted model, not a curated record.